Molecule: messenger RNA, 2425 nt
Organism: Calypte anna (Anna's hummingbird)
Lineage: Eukaryota; Metazoa; Chordata; Aves; Apodiformes; Trochilidae
Product: multidrug and toxin extrusion protein 2
Exons: 18
Coding region: 1-1899 (632 amino acids)
Biological process (GO): xenobiotic detoxification by transmembrane export across the plasma membrane
Cellular component (GO): membrane
Molecular function (GO): xenobiotic transmembrane transporter activity; antiporter activity
Source: RefSeq, a predicted model, not a curated record
AUGCAGUUCCCAACCCUCAAGUCCCCCGAGUGGGCUCUGGACCACCCAUCUCUGCAGGCAGCCCCCCCCUCCCGCCUGCGCGUCCUGGAUCGGCGCCCCGGCCCGCACCGCCCACACUCGGCAUCCCACGGCCCCGGGGGCGGGGAGGAGGCCCAGGCCGUGCCCAUGAGGAGGGCGGGAGGGCUGCGGGAGCGGCGGUGCAUGGCGGCGGCAGCGGCAGCAGCAGCGCGGUGCCUGCGGGGUGCCCGGCGCCUCCUGCCCGCAGGUGCCCGGCGGGAGAGCUGGGAGCUGGCCCGGCUGGCGGGGCCCGUGUUUGUUGCCCAGCUGCUGGGGUUUCUGAUCAGCGUGGUCAGCUCCAUCUUCUGUGGACACCUGGGGAAAGCUGAGCUGGAUGCUGUGACUCUGGCUGUGUCUGUUAUCAACGUGACAGGAAUCUCCAUUGGUGCUGGUUUAGCCUCAGCAUGUGACACCCUGAUGUCCCAGACAUAUGGCAGCAAGAACCUGAAGCAGGUGGGCACCAUCCUGCAGAGGGGGAUCCUCAUCCUGCUGCUCUGCUGCUUCCCUUGCUGGGCUCUCUUCAUCAACACUGAGCGCAUCCUCCUGCUCAUCCGACAGGACCCCGAGGUCUCCAGGUUAACUCAGGUCUAUGUGAUGAUCUUCAUUCCAGCACUUCCUGCGGCGUUUCUGUACCAGCUGCAGACCAGAUAUUUACUGAGUCAGGAGAUCAUUUUGCCUCAGGUGUUGACAGGGAUUGCAGCCAACAUCCUCAAUGUGGCCAUGAAUGCCUUCUUCCUGUACACCCUGGAGCUGGGCAUGGUGGGCUCUGCCUGGGCUAACACCGCUUCUCAGUAUACCCAAGCCAUUCUCCUCUUCCUUUAUGUGUGGUGGAAGAAGAUUCACGUGGAGACCUGGGGAGGUUGGACCAGGGACUGUCUCCUGGACUGGGGCUCCUUUGUCCAGCUGGCAAUACCUGGCAUGCUCAUGAUGUGCAUUGAAUGGUGGACCUUUGAGAUUGGGAGCUUCUUGGCAGGGCUGCUCAGUGUGGUGGAGCUGGGAGCUCAGUCUGUCAUCUAUGAGCUCUCCUGUGCAGCAUACAUGGUGCCCCUGGGCUUCAGUGUGGCUGCAAGUGUCAGAGUGGGCAAUGCCUUGGGAUCAGGGGAUGUGGUGCAAGCCAAAACCUCCUGCAUUACUGCCCUGCUGUGCACAGGAGUUUUUGCUGUGGUAGUUGCAACAUUACUGGGAACCCUAAAAGACGUGGUGGGAUACAUCUUCACCAAUGACAAGGAGAUCGUUGUCUUGGUGUCCAAAGUGAUGAUCAUCUUUGCUCCAUUCCACUUGUUUGAUGCAGCAGCAGCAACCUGUGGUGGGGUGCUGCGGGGCACAGGGAAGCAGAAGUUGGGUGCUAUCGCCAACGCCAUCGGCUACUAUGGCAUCGGGCUGCCCACUGGCAUCUCCCUGAUGUUUGCAGCCAAGAUGGGAGUGUUAGGUCUGUGGGUGGGGAUGAUCAUUUGCAUCUCUUUGCAAGCCCUUUCCUUCUCAGCUUUUGUCAUGCGCAUGGAUUGGAAGAAAGCUGCAGAAGAGGCUCAGGUCCGAGCUGGACUGAAAAAAACACUGGAAGAUGUGAACGCCAAUGGCACAGCUGCUAACAAAACAUCUGCUGUGGAUUACAUCUCUGUUGAGACCGACACUGUGGACACCGUGGUCCUGCCUGAAAGCAUCGUGGGAGGUGAGAGGCAACCCGACCUCCAGCUCAUCGGGCAGGAGGAAACAGUUGUGGUUCCCACUCCUCCUGCUGUGCUAUGGCGGGCUCUGAUCAUCCACCGUGUCCUGGCUGCUGCCUCUGCCCUUGCUGUCCUGCUGCUGGGGGUACUGGUCCGGCUCCUGACUGGAGAUGGUUAGAACCAGUGACACUGGGGAGCUGUGCACAGAGCAGGAGGGCACACGGUGAUGCCCCAGGAGGAGGAUGGUGCAAGGGAAGGAAUUCCCCCUUGGUUCCUUGUAAAGAGUCACUUUGGCUCAGUUUCUGGUUAACUCACAAAGUUUUAUCCCACAUUGAGAGGUUUUGAAGGGGGUGAGGAGGUGGCACCUGGGAGGAAAGAGCCGGAGAGCUGGUCUCUCCCCUGUACUGCACUGGGAUGUCACUUAGGGAAGGCAGGAGUGUGUCCUGGGGCUGGCCUGGGAAGGACACAGGCCCCUUGUGCUGCUCUCCUGCUUCUUCCAGUUGUCCAUGUCCUUUGCUAAUGGCAGAGGCUGCCCACAGCUCCCACCCUAGCCUGUGCCAGCAUCCCAGCAGGGCUGAGCCCCGGGGCUGCGGCAGCACAGAGCAAGGCUGACUUUGUUGGGAGAUGCCUGACUCCUCUGAGCACUGCUGGCCCUGCUCUCCCUGCUGUGUGGCAGGCACGGGGCCUGAAGCAACUCUUCUUUG